AUGCACUGGGCGUCCGUUUUUGGUGCUAUUUGGUUAUUUCAAUUGUCAGGGGCAAGAGCCUCGCCUGCCAGGACGAAAAUGUAUGGCAAGGUACCACUAGUUUUGACAGAUGCAUGCAUGGGAGUUUUCGGCGAUGUUACGUGGGAGUAUACCAGUGACGCUUUGUAUGCCUCACCAGUAUGUACUUACGAACCGGCCUUGCAAUCAAUGUUGUACUGUAUUUUCGAAUCAAUGAAGGAAAAAGGCUAUUCGAACAAGACGUUCGAAAAGACGUUUGCUGCUAUCAAAGAGGAUUGCUCAUACUAUACUGAUGCACUUCAGAACAUGACUAAUACUGAUUUUUACAGCGCACUACACAACGGAACCAAGCAUAUGAUGCAGUAUGUCGAGGGUAACGCCAAUCUUACGUACCCAAUUGAGAUGGAUGCCCAAACAAGAGAGAAUUAUUAUUAUUCUUACCAUGGUUUCUAUGCUAACUACGACAUUGGCCACACAUAUGGUGGGAUUAUUUGUGCCUAUUUUGUGGGCGUCAUGAUUCUUGCUGGCAUUUUCCACUAUAUGAAUUACACUCCAUUUAAAACUGCCCUAUUUAAACAAAGACUUGUGAGAUAUGCGAGGGGAUACUUUACGCUACCCACCAUCUGGGGGAAGCAUGCGUCUCAUUUCUCUUCUCUCAAAGUAUUGACAGGCUAUCUACCUACAAGAUUUGAAGGUAUCAUUAUUCUUGGAUACCUUGUACUUCAUACCGUGUUCCUGGCGUAUGGGUAUCAGUAUGACCCAUACAACCUAAUUUUCUCCUCUCGUAGAGAACAAGUUGCUAGGUACGUGGCAGAUAGAAGUGGUGUCCUGGCAUUUGCUCACUUCCCCUUGAUAGCUCUAUUUGCCGGAAGAAACAAUUUUCUCGAGUUAAUUUCCGGCGUUAAAUAUACCUCUUUCAUUAUGUUUCAUAAAUGGCUAGGAAGAAUGAUGUUUCUGGAUGCUACAAUUCAUGGUGCAGCCUAUACCAGUUAUGCAGUAUUCUAUAGAGACUGGCAGGCCAGCAAAGAAGAGACAUAUUGGCAAUUUGGCGUUGCUGCACUUUGUUUAGUUGGUGUAAUGGUUUUUUUUUCUCUAGCUGUGUUCAGAAAAUGCUUUUAUGAGGCUUUCUUGUUUCUUCACAUUGUCUUCGGCGCAUUAUUCUUCUACGCAUGCUGGGAACACGUUGUAGACUUAAGUGGUAUUGAAUGGGUAUAUGCUGCGAUUGCUAUUUGGGUCGUUGAUAGGCUCGUUAGAGUUGUUAGAAUAUCAUAUUUUGGCUUCCCAAACGCCACGCUACAGCUUAUCGGAGACGAUAUAAUCCGAGUAACAGUUGAAAGACCGGCAAGCCUAUGGAGAGCCAAACCCGGACAGUAUGUUUUUGUGUCAUUUAUACAUCCACUAUAUUUUUGGCAGUCACAUCCAUUUACCGUGUUGGAUUCAAUAACUAAGGAUGGUGAACUAGUCAUUAUUUUGAAGGAAAAAAAGGGAGUGACAAGACUUGUUAAAAAAUAUGUGUGCCGGAAUGGAGGCAAGGCAUCCAUGAGAUUAGCCAUAGAAGGUCCAUAUGGUUCUUCGUCUCCGCUUAACCACUUUGAUAAUAUCUUGUUACUUACCGGGGGUACUGGUUUGCCUGGGCCCAUUGCGCAUGCCAUUAAGCUGGGAAAAUCUUCAGCAGCAGCAGGAAAACAAUCUGUAAAGUUAGUAAUUGCAGUAAGAGGGUUCGAUGUACUUGAAGCUUACAAGCCAGAGCUGAUGUGUCUAACGGACUUAAAUAUACAGUUUCACAUUUACAACACAAUGAAACUUCUAUUAACAAGUUCAAACGACAGUUCAAAUGGUUCUGAAAAGGAUGAUGAAAAGGGCGCUUUUGUUGAAACUAGUUUAGAAAAAUCGAAUCCAUUCGAAUUUGAAGGUGCGAUUUCUCAUCGUGGAAGACCAAAUGUUGAAAAACUUUUGCAAGAGGCGGCUGAAUCAAAUGGCUCAUUAGCCGUGGUUUGCUGUGGACCUCCUGUGUUUGUCGACAAAGUGAGGGACCAAACAGCAAAGAUUGUUUUGGAAAAGUCUUCAAAGGCAAUUGAGUAUUUUGAAGAAUAUCAAAGUUGGUAG
Saccharomyces kudriavzevii IFO 1802 is the source of this 2124-nucleotide messenger RNA. RefSeq names its product ferric-chelate reductase (gene FRE3). Gene Ontology annotation, biological process: iron ion transport; copper ion import; intracellular iron ion homeostasis. Gene Ontology annotation, cellular component: plasma membrane. Lineage: Eukaryota; Fungi; Ascomycota; Saccharomycetes; Saccharomycetales; Saccharomycetaceae. The record is from RefSeq and is a predicted model, not a curated record. Bases 1 to 2124 code for a protein of 707 amino acids. The transcript has a single exon. Gene Ontology annotation, molecular function: ferric-chelate reductase activity.